CAACAUUCAUUCUUGAUUCUUGUUCAAUGACAAAUUGAUAAAUUUUGUGUCGAGAAGCAGAAUUGUGAUUUUUUACUAUUGUGGUGUAAUUAUUGAUAAAAUUCUGUGACUCACUACAUUUUUAUAAAAACUUAGUUAAAAUGGCGAACGACGAUUCGAUGUUAAAACAUUACCUAUCCAAAUACAAACACCGUGAUUACACUUGUCGUGAAGUGAUUAGUUUGAUACAAGUGUACAGGAGUUUGACUUUCCGUUUGGAAGUCUUUGUCUUCAACAACGGGGCCAGAAAGGAUCUCCUGAACCUCGAAGGUACCAUUCCUGUAAACUACAAGGGUGCUUAUUACAAUAUUCCUGUAUGUAUUUGGCUUAUGGACACUCAUCCUCAAAACGCGCCAUUGUGCUUCGUAAAACCCACUUCGGACAUGUCUAUCAAAGUAUCCAAAUACGUGGACAAUAACGGGAAAAUCUAUCUGCCUUAUUUGCACGAGUGGACACAAAAUGGCUCAACUUUACAGAAAUUGGUACAAUGCAUGAUAGCUGCAUUUGGUGAACUGCCCCCGGUAUAUUCAAAGCCUCGCAACGAAACAAGACCUCCGUAUCCGAUGGCAUCGUUUAUGCCGACACCUGCAUACCCCUAUCCGCAGGCAAGUCCAACCCCGCCCUAUCCAGGGGCUGCACCGUAUCCCGCUGCAUCGAACUUGCCUUACCCCUCUUAUGGCGCACCAUACCCAGGACAACCUAAUACAAAUGGGAUGCCAUACCCUACAGUGUCAGCUGCCACUCCAUACCCACCAGCAGCAGGGUACACCCAACCACCUGAUGUAGCUGGAGGCACUAUCACUGAGGAACACAUCAAAGCAUCACUUCUAUCAGCAGUGCAAGACAAACUCAGACGCAGGCUCAAGGAGCAAUCUCAACAGUCACAGGCUGAGCUGGAAACCCUGCGCAGGACCCAGCAGGAGUUACGUGAGGGGAAAUCGCGUCUUGAGGACAUAUUGACCAGACUGCAAAGAGAGAAAUCUGAACUAGAUAAGAAUGUGACUAUUUUACAGGAAAAAGAGAAAGAAUUACAGGCAGCUGUGGAACGUUUGGCUGAGCAGGAGAGUGUGGAUGUUGAUGAGGCUGUGGUGACUACAGCUCCUUUGUACUCGCAGCUUUUGAAUGCUUUUGCUGAGGAAGCGACAUUAGAAGAUGCUAUAUACUACAUGGGUGAGGCAUUACGUAAAGAGGUAAUUGAUCUGGAUACUUUCUUGAAGCAAGUACGCACAUUGGCGCGUCGUCAGUUUACUCUGCGUGCUCUGAUGCACAAAUGCAGGCAGAAGGCGCAGCUAGCAUGCUAGUGAUAACGAAAUGAGAAUAUAUAUUAAAUACUCUGUGAUUUCUUCAGGAUAGGGUGUGACUUUUAUGGGAAAUUAUUUAUUUAACUAUUGUGAGAUCUUAUCAAAAUAUUAAAUUACAGGAAAUAUUUGAAUGGCAGAGGCAAACUAAUUUAUGUAUUUUCUGUAUUUUUGCUAAUUUCUUUAAAACAGGGCUGGUUAUCUACACUUGCUGUUAAAACCAAGAUUAAGUAAGCUAUUUGAUUAAGAUAGACAUUAGAUUGCUAAAUGUAUAAAAAUUGAGCAAGGAUAACUUCUCGUAAUUUUCUUUCUCAAAAAAGGCACAUCACUAACCAUCACCUAUCUUGGAUAUUGAAAAAUUUUGUAUGUGCAUAACAGUAUAGUUCACAUAACACAAUUCAAUAUAUGCUGUAAAAAUACAAAUGUUUGUCUUUUUGUUGAAUCACAUUGUUUGGGGCAAGAAAGGUUAGUUAAAUGUGUUACAGUUAUUAAUGUGAAUGGGAAUGUGUGGGCCUAAAAUCUAAUACCUAAGUUUUACAGAAUCUAAGAUUUUACAAAUUGAGGAGUGAAAAAUUAUAUGUCUUGAGAACAUGUUAUGAUAAUGCUCAACUCUUUUAAAUGGAUUGUUUAGACAGUCAAACUAUAUUAAAUUGUAAAAAGAUAUAAAUAUCUUUCCUUUUAUGUAACUAAGGAAAAUUGAGUUAUUACACUGCCACUUUUGGCCUAUAUAUGGAUAUUGAUGAAAUGUAUUAAUAUACAUAACAUCAUACAUUAUUACAUACACAUGUUUCUAAGCUUUUGAUACUUGCCAAUCAACAUAAUGCCCUCAUCUUUGCAUAUAAACAUAUUAUUGUCAACAUAUAAAUACUAUGUUGUUAUCACAUGCAUUUAUCUUUCCAGCAUAGUACAUGAGAACUUCCUAAGAUAUGAAUGUAAUCAUUAAGUAUAUAUCAUCAUGUGUUUGUACACAUUGCAAGUAGGAUUUACUCUUUAUAUUGCAAUUAUGUAAAAUUGUAUGUUUGUAUAAGCUAAUAAGACACUGGUGUCUAUGUAUUCAAUGUAUGUAUAAAUUUCAAUUGUUAAAAUGAACACAUAAGUAGAUGUCUAUUUUGCUUAAUCAAUCACAUAGUUUUGAUAUUAUGUGUGCAUGUUACGUAGGAGAUAGGGUAUACAUUUGAACAGAUUAUCAAUAAUAGUAAUAUUUUCUUUAUAUUGUAUGAACAUACCCCAAUAGAACAGUUAGUUUACCAAUAGUUCACAAGUAGUUUUAUUCCUUUACUUAUUAUAGCUAAGCAUUGAUAUGGAAAUAAACUAUUUUUUCUUAUUUAUGUUUAUACUAAGUUGAUUCCGUUGCUAUGUCGGCAGUUAAAAAAAAAUGUUUGUAACUUUCACUAGAGUCAUUGCCAUCCAAGUUAUAUUUUGUACACACAACAAAAGACUCCCUCCAUAUAAAUGCUCACUAAAAACCUUGGACUUUUAAGUUUUCCAGUCUAUUAAAUAACAAUUAAGUGUUAUUUAUUGAUGAAUAAUAAAGAAAACAAUUACUACUUACUAGUCCUUGAAAAAACUUAUUGAGCUCACAAAAAUAUAUUGGAUAUAUUGUUUUGAUAUUGAUUUUUCAUAGGCUUAACUAAUGAUUAUCUUGCAUAUUUGUGUUGGACAUUGUCAAAUAGGUUUUCCUUAUUUACUUUUUGGCUAUAACCAGCUGGGAAAGUAUGGUCUGUUUAAUGCUAUUGCAAUUUUAUCAACAUGAUUCAUCUCUUAAUAAAAAAUAGUGUUACAUAGAUGUUAAAGAUGGCGUCAUUUGUUAAUGUUCCAAUAUAUUCCUUGUUUUCAACCAAAUAUCCCAUGCUAUUUGACAAGUAAUUGGAAAAUAGGUUCUAGUGGAAUAUUUUGUGGAUGCAUGUUUAAAAGAAUAGUGCUUGAAAUUACAGUUGAAUAACAGGGAUGAAAUAGACAAUAAGUAAUAUUAUUGUGUCAUGGGCUUACUUACCUUGAUGGAUGUUUGUGUGUUUAUGUAGCAUUCAAAUAUUUGAUUAGAUUUUUUUAUUAAAUAGAGAGUGGCAUGAGGAUGAAAUAAAAAUUCAUAUUUUGUAAUUUAUUAAUUAUCUAUUCAAACCAUAUUGUUAUCUGAAUAAUUUAAUUGAAAAGUUGUGAUUAUAAAAUGCUUUUUAUCUGUGACUCGCCUCGUAAUAUUGCGAAAUUGUGAUUAUUUUUAAAAAAUGUGUAUUGGUAGGUAAUAUUUUGUAUGUAUACUUAUUAUCAAUGUUUAAACGAAGUUACUUGUUUAGUGUUAACUACCUUUAUACCUAUUGAAUGUAGUCAAACUCCUGAUAAUUUAAGCUUUUAUAAGUUUGUUUAUCUAGAAAAAUAUCUAAAAAUAAGCUGUCAUAUUUUGGAAUAUGAUUAAAAUGUAUGUAAAAAAAACUAAAAAAAUCGUAUAAAGUGCACAUUUUAUUUAGUUAAUUGUUAAACAAUAUACCCGUCACUUGUAAACUUUAUAAAUUAGUUGACAAAUUUUUAUGCAUUCAAUAUAAGAUUAAUUUGUUAAAAGUUUAUAAGUAAAAGGGUAGACUGCAUCAUAAUUUACCUUUAUCUAUAAAAGUUACAAAAUUUAAAAAAAAAUAUGAUAAUGAUCUUGUACAUUUGGCUGAUCUGAGAACAUUAGGUUCGUUCAGUUUUGUUUUUACUUAUUGCUUAUAUCUUGGUCAGUCACUGCAGUUUAAUUGUGUUAUUGUAGUAUUUGUGCUAGGUUUUAUUAUUUUAGCCACUAUGUACAGUGAUUUACGUAAUAAUUUAUGUCUCAAUUUUUACAUAGCUUUUUGCACUGGAGUUUAAUAGUAUAAGUAACUAUCACCUUAAAACAUAUUGUUAUGUGAAAAUUGAGCGGGAAUGUUCAUAAUCAUUUUUAUAUCGAGACGUAAAGCAUAAGUUUGCAUAUUAUUCAACUGCUGACUGAAUAUAUUGUCACAAUAAAUACAUGUAAAGUUAA
This is a messenger RNA of Manduca sexta (tobacco hornworm), 4329 nucleotides long. It is a transcript of the gene TSG101, whose product is annotated as tumor susceptibility gene 101 protein. Gene Ontology annotation, cellular component: ESCRT I complex. Bases 141 to 1340 code for a protein of 399 amino acids. The record is from RefSeq and is a predicted model, not a curated record. Gene Ontology annotation, molecular function: ubiquitin binding. Lineage: Eukaryota; Metazoa; Arthropoda; Insecta; Lepidoptera; Sphingidae. The transcript has a single exon. Gene Ontology annotation, biological process: protein transport; protein modification process; endosome to lysosome transport.